Anopheles funestus (African malaria mosquito) is the source of this 2483-nucleotide messenger RNA. Its product is annotated as galectin-8-like. The transcript has a single exon. Gene Ontology annotation, molecular function: carbohydrate binding; galactoside binding. The record is from RefSeq and is a predicted model, not a curated record. Lineage: Eukaryota; Metazoa; Arthropoda; Insecta; Diptera; Culicidae. The coding region runs from base 222 to 1520 and encodes 432 amino acids.
CAUUUCCAUAUUAUGAGUUUGCUUGUUUUGCGUUUUUAUUCAACUUACCCUGUACAACUGUCAUUUAUAGAAACGUAAAAAACAAACAAACAACAGCUUCACCUUUUUUCACCGUGCACUUUCAUUAAUGGCUAAAAAAGUACGAUCAGCAGCGUCGUAAUUGCAUUUGUGUGAAUUAAUCCCAUCUUUCACCAUUAUGGGUACACCAAUCUAGAGCACGAAUGGCCGUUUUCGCUUACCUGGUUCUUAGUAUUAGCGACGACUUGCUUGCUUACAGCAGUGCCCUAGUUGAAUGUCGCGGUGGUUCGUGGACGGAAUGCAAAUCCCAGUUGGCUUCGACUCGUAACCAGCGCCAGUUUGAAGCUCUUUUGAAGCGUUACUAUCCCAACACUACCGCCGCCAGUGAUUGUUCAUCUUCGUCUAAUCUGCACGUUUACCGUUGUUGUGAUCUUAGUUCUACGCAACCUACCGGGACGACCGAGAUGUCGACGGAGUCGAUAGAUAGUUGUGAUUUUGCUUACCAUGAAGUUUCAUCACCAGGUUCGAUCAGUUUGGACAAGAGUUCAUCGAUUGAAGUUGUGCAUAUGGUCGAAAACAUUACGGAAGUGUCGCCAGGAUUGUGUUUCGUCAUUACUGGUGCCAUUCAGCUUACCUGCGAGCGGUUCUCCAUAAAUUUGUUGCUAAAAAAUGGUGACGUUGCGCUGCACUUCAACCCGCGUCUACCCCAGAAUUACAUCGUGCGCAAUUGUCGCGUAAAGGGAUGCUGGGGACGCGAGGAGGUAGCGUCUCCACUUUCGUUUAAUUUACACCGUGGCCAACGUUUUACUGUACAGGUGCUGGUGACAGACAAAGAGUUUCUUAUUUGUGUUAAUGGGAGACACUUCAAUGCGUUCCGACAUCGGCUGCCUUAUAGGAAGAUUUGUACCCUUGAGGUGAAGGGUGAUGUUCGCGAGGUGGCCGUAGACCAGUGUUACAUGGAGUGCUACCCACAGCUGGAACUUGAGCUUGUCCGCCAAUUGUCAACGGAUACUAUAGCAUCGUCAAAGUUAAGUUUGCCCCGUUCGCUACCGGAAGUGGAUGAAAAACCGAUGCCUUACACCGGUGUUCUGCAGGCACCAUUCACCGACGGAUAUAAGCUGCAUCUUUAUGGACGCGUCAAACUGUUGCCCCACUCGUUCUACGUCAACUUGCAGAGUAGCGCGUAUGUUUGGCCACAUCCAAACAUUCUGUUUCAUCUGAACCCACGCUUUGGUAGCGUCGGUGGGCGACACGUAAUUUGCCGAAACUCAUGGCUAAAUGGAAAAUGGGAUCGAGAAGAGCGGUCGGAGAACAUGACAGAUUUUGCACCCGGUAAAGCGUUCCAUCUUCAGAUUGCCUGUACGGACGUUAGCUAUCAGGUUUCGCUGAACGACAAAAUGAUCGCGGAAUUUGUGUACCGUGAUAAUCCGCGACUGGUUGAAGCGGUUUACAUUCAAGGCGAUAUCAAGGUGUUCGAUGUUGUUGUGGAAACUGCGUACUAGGGUGAACGAACAAGAAGGGAUAGCCUGACUUUUAUUAGCCACAGACUGAAGGUGUGUGUACUACUCGAAAAGGGGCUAAUCCAAUCAGAAUGCUCAAUAAUCUAGCGAGCGGCAUAGUCAAACUACUAUAGGUUACUGCAGGCUGUUUAGUACUGCAUGCUUAUAAACACUCCAAAGUGGAACCAAUGUAUUGAGACAGGAAAUCUAUUAGCUUGUCGUUUUGUUUUUAAACAUUGUUGCCAAUGUAUUUACCAUUGUUGUCUGUUUAAAUAGUUGCUUUCAUUGAAUAAAACAGUUCUAUGCUCAAUUUAUAAUUCCUUUGGGACUCGUGGCACAGAUAGCCAUGUGGGUUAUCAAUGUAGUACUUCAUAUACAGGCCGUUAUCAGGAUCAGAGAGAGAAAGAGAAAAAGUCUCUUACUGAAUCAUUGUUUUGUUUUUUUUUUACCGCAAGCCAUGGUUUCUCUUUUCACGCAAUUAUUUUCCUAUUGAAGCGCAAUUAGAAUUGAAUUUACAAAUUAGUCAAUGCAGUGACCUGUAUCCGAUCCAUCUAACAAGGAGAACAAAAGAUACGGAGAUGAACUUUUGAAAACUGUGGCACCGAAGUGGGAAUAUGGGACAAGAAAACAAUUCUUACUAAGCAGUAAGUUCACCUAGACUGGCGGACCAGAUAUCUAAUGGUAUUACAAGAUCAAAGUAACUGCAUUCUAUGAGGUUACUUCACUGCAUGCACACACAAGAAUGUUCUCUUCCGCGACGCGCUCAGCAGAACCUUGCUGGAAUACUUUCUGUAUUCAAUGCAUUGACCAUGCACAGACAAAACGAAUUGCCAACGAAUUGAAAUCCAGUAGUUAAUAGAAAUUUACUAUUGAUAAUAAGCAAUAAACAGCUGCUUCAUUGUGAUUCAGACUAAAAGCAAAUUUCAAUAAAUCAAUAAAUGGUGAUGGAGCGUCGUUUGAUGUAGG